Talaromyces marneffei is the source of this 1602-nucleotide messenger RNA. RefSeq lists its product as uncharacterized. The record is from RefSeq and is a predicted model, not a curated record. Gene Ontology annotation, molecular function: hydrolase activity, acting on carbon-nitrogen (but not peptide) bonds. The coding region runs from base 1 to 1602 and encodes 533 amino acids. The transcript has a single exon. Lineage: Eukaryota; Fungi; Ascomycota; Eurotiomycetes; Eurotiales; Trichocomaceae. Gene Ontology annotation, biological process: carbohydrate metabolic process.
AUGGGAUUGCUUCCAGCCCGGAAAGCCGUAGCGCUCCAAAUCAGCGCCGGCCAAGCCAUCAAAAUAAUCAAUACACAUGGAAAACAAGUCGUCGACUUCUGGGCAUUCAAUCCCAGCGAUCCUCGCGACUUUUUGUCCAUGGUCCACACGCGAACAGUCCUUCGCAAGGUUGCCGUGCGCCUAGGCGAUUCCUUGUAUAGUACUCGUCGUAAGCCCAUGCUUACCAUCGAAGAGGACACCACCAAGGGAGUCCAUGAUAUUAUCUGGUCAACAUGCGAUGCUGAAAGAUAUCGCAUGCAGGGUGUUCAGGGCUACCACGAUAAUUGCAGUGAGAACAUGCAUACUGCCUUAAAGACUGGAUUCCCGGAUUGGGCGGGCAUCCCAGAUAAUUGGGUUCCUGACCCAUUCAAUACUUUUAUGAAUGUCGCUAUUGAUCACCAUGGUGGUCUAGAUAUCAGAGAACCCACUAGUGAAAAGGGUCAGUACAUCGUUCUACGAAGCAACGCGGAUUUGAUUUUGGUGAUGAGCUCUUGUCCGCAAGAUAUUGAAGCGGUCAACGGAGGAAUGCCGACAGAUUGUGAAUAUGAGAUUCUCGACACACUAUCAAAGGAAGACAGUAAAGAGGAUCAGGUCGCAAUAAUUCCAGCUCCUACCAAGACUUUGUCAACCCGACCUCAACGCCGUAUAAAGGUGGCUCUGUCAUUCGACUUUGACGCCGUCUCACAUUGGCUCGGAACUGGUUGCCAUCCCGACAACAAUAUGGCAGACUACAGUUCUGGAGUAUUCGCAGGCCAAAUUGGCGCAAUUCGCCUUUUGAAUAUGUUAAAGAAAUUUGACAUUGCCGAUAAGGUAACCUGGUUCGUUCCUGGACAUACAAUGGAGACAUUCCCGGAAACAGUGCAGCAGGUUGUGAAAUCCGGCGCUGAGAUUGGAUUGCACGGAUACGCACAUGAAGGCAUCUAUCAAAUGACUGUAGACCAAGAGCGAGAUGUACUAGAAAAGUGCAUUGAAGUCGCCACCAAAUUAUGUGGGAAGGCACCAAGAGGGUAUCGUGCACCUAUGUACACAAUCCGCGAAACAACUGUGGAAAUGCUGCGUAAGCACAAGUUUCUAUACGAUACUUCACUGAUGCACCACGACUCUCAGCCAUACUGGACGCCGAGUGAUCCACCAAUCCAGCACAUUGAUUUUACCAAGGACGCCUCGUCUUGGCUACACCCUUCUCCAAUUGCUGCACAGACAAAACCUGCCGAAGGGCAACAUCCUCUCGUGGAGAUUCCCUGCGGUUGGUAUAAUGAAGAUAUGAUGCCUUUACAAUAUCUGCCACAUCUAGCCAACAGCAACGGAUAUGUCAGCACACGAGUAGUUGAAGAGAUGUGGAAGGACAAGUUCCUCUGGCUAUGGGAAAAUGCUAAAGGAGAGGAAGGUAAUUCUACUACUGACUUUGUCUUCCCUAUCCUCAUGCAUCCUGAUACGAGCGGAAUGGCACAUAUUAUUGGUAUGUCUGAGCGGAUUAUAAAAUGGUUGAAGAGCUGGGGAGACAGUGUCGAGUUUCAUAAGCAUGAGGAUAUUGCGCAAGAAUGGUUGGCAGACCAGAAGUAG